Punica granatum (pomegranate) is the source of this 1087-nucleotide messenger RNA. NCBI's taxonomy places the organism in Eukaryota, Viridiplantae, Streptophyta, Magnoliopsida, Myrtales, Lythraceae. The record is from RefSeq and is a predicted model, not a curated record.
UUGCGGUCUUCUUCGCCGGCCUCUCUCUCCCCCUUCCCUUCUCCUUCCGCUGACCUCGCUCGCACCCUCUCUCUCUCUCUUUCUUCCUCUUCCUCUCCACGCAUAUCUCAUUCUCUGUCUUCUUCAUCAAGCAACGGAAGACCCGAAAAUUGAAUCCCCCGCCAUUGCCUGCCGUCCGUGCUAUUUAGAUUCCCCAUUAGCUCGCAAUGGAGCCCGAAGAAUCGAACAGCCAUACUUGAGCUCCUAAACGGGGUGAAGAAGCUUUUGUCAGUGCAGACGCUUAAGCAGAUCGGAGCAGAGCUGAGAAAUGGUGCUGCCGCUGCUGAAGCUCGGGACCCUCGCCCUCAAGACCCUCAGCAAGCCCGUCGCUAGCCGCCUCAAGCAGCAGGCCGCCAUCCACCCUCGGUUCCGGGCGUUCAUCGUCGGCAUCGCCCAGGCAAAUCACCGAAUGACAACAACGAUGCAAAGACGGCUAUAUGGCCAUGCAACUGAUGUUGAGAUUCGGCCCUUAAAUGAAGAGAAAGCUGUACAGGCUGCUGUAGACCUCAUUGGGGAGGUCUUUGUCUUCACGGUUGCUGGAGCUCUCUUGAUAUUCGAGGUGCAAAGAAACGCUCGAUCAGAAGCUAAAAAAGAGGAAAAGCGCAGGCAAGAAAUGGAGGAAAUGAGACAAAGAGAUGAAGAUCUAGCUCGAGAAGUCGAACUUCUUCGGCACAAACUUGAAGAGCUGGAGGAGAUUGCCAAGAAUCGAGGACUGAGCGGCAUUUUCAAGUUCAAACACGCCGACACGGAAAAUGCAAAAUUAGCAAAACCAGUCUGAUUGAGCGCGAAACGCACCAAAUCAUCAAUUGUCAUUGGUACAAAAAAUUGUUUCUAAUUUAUUUUAGCCUUCCCCGUCAGAAGGAAAAGUGUCUUGAUCUUCUCCGAUUCUUUCAUUUUUGAUUGGAUUCGCUGAUCAUGUUGUGGCACAGUUCAGGAAUAACAAUUGUACCAGAUGGGAUCUUUGUUAGAAUUAUUCUCCUCCCAUCUAAGUAAUUCGUGUCGGGACUGACUGAUGGAUCCAAUGGAAUUGAGUUUCACUGCUUCUGAA